Histoplasma mississippiense is the source of this 2313-nucleotide messenger RNA. RefSeq lists its product with no specific name. The record is from RefSeq and is a predicted model, not a curated record. Lineage: Eukaryota; Fungi; Ascomycota; Eurotiomycetes; Onygenales; Ajellomycetaceae. The transcript has 5 exons. Gene Ontology annotation, biological process: protein K11-linked ubiquitination; positive regulation of mitotic metaphase/anaphase transition; anaphase-promoting complex-dependent catabolic process. Gene Ontology annotation, cellular component: nuclear periphery; anaphase-promoting complex. Bases 1 to 2313 code for a protein of 770 amino acids. Gene Ontology annotation, molecular function: protein binding.
AUGGACGCGGAGUAUAUCCCGAAGUUGACCUCAGUAGCUGAGAAAACACUCGCGUCAAAAUGCAAGCCUGGGUCAAUGGCGUACUGUCCGACAAUGGACCUGGUCGCGCUGACUAGCGUGGAUGAGCGAGUGGAUGUUUUCAGGUUGAAUGGGCAGCGGGUGUUUGGGGGUGUUUAUGGUGACGGUGGACGUGGCGGAGGUCAUCUCCUUGCCGUCGCCUGUUCUGAUAACAUUAUCCGCAUCUUAAGCGCGUACAGCGGCAAGACGGUACAUCAAUUACCAUGCGGCCACUCUGUGACAUCUUCAGUUGCAACUGCACCUUCAUCGUCUUCCACGUCUCCACUUGGCUCAGCUUCAUCCGUUUCUUGCCUUGGAUGGGGAAUGAACUUCACCGAUGGCAAGAACGCGUUGAAAUGUCUUCAAGAUGCCGAGGGAAGGCUUACUGUCGAUGAUCUGCUGUCGACAGAAAUGCAAUUAUCGAAAAUCGCGCAGUUGAAGGCAGAUUUGCCACGAGAGCUAGCUAUGCUGGAUAUGGAACGGUCAUUGCCUAAGCUGAGCACGUUACCGUCGACGGGGAAUGACUCUACUCAUUCCCUUUUGUUCUCAACCGAAAACGGGAUGCGACUCAUCACUCUCGACCUCCGAUUUAUUACAAAAUCUGGAAGGUACUUGUCGCUCCUCGCGUCGAAAAUUACGCAGCUACAAAAUUUGCUACGGUAUAUCAAGCAGGUGCAGGCACAGAUUCAACUCGAGUGGAAAAAUGCUCAGGAUCUUCCGGGACGGUAUAUCAGAAAUGUAACUGAGGACUUGCAGGACAAAUGCGCGUGCGAUUUCGUAACCGCUGCAUACCACCUGCUUGUGACUGGGGACUGUUUCGAACCGCUGAGGGAGUUUCUGGUAGAAGUCCUUGGCGAGAGGGGUCAUAAACGUUGGGAAAAAGCAGUUACAUCAGGCUACGAGGCGCUGAGGCGACUGACCCACGAGUGCCUUCUUCCAGCAUUGGAGCGUGGUGGAGUCCUCCUGAGUCGGUUAAUAGGGCUGUCAAAAUUCCACAAACUCAGCCCGAUUCUCGGCCUGGAAACUGCAGAUCUGGAGAAAUGCCAGGACACCAUAGACUGCCUUGGCCUCCUCUCCCACAAAGUGCUGAUCCAUAGCAGUCGCGAGCUCCACGAGUUUACCGCGUUCUCAAAAUGGCUACGACUUGAAGUUGACCUACAAACCGCUGAUCCUCUAUCUGCCACCUAUGAAGAACUGACGGAGAGCAGGGAUUCUCUCGACCAUGGGCAGAUACUAAGCUACAUCCAGGGAGCGAUGGCUCGUAGCGUUCUUCAGGAUUUCAUCCAGCCUGUCCCCACACAUUCGCUGCCUGACCGAUGGAAGCCGUCAGGGCAAGACAGCUCCUUUUAUGAAACAUAUAAGAAAUUACUAAAGCAGCAAGAUCAAAAGAAACGGGCGAAUCAGAUGGACAUGCCGCUACUUGGCGAUCUGACAGCUCGUCUUGGACUCCAAAGUGAAAAGGUGUUCAAGCAGAUUGCGGAGACGCAGCGACGAGGCAUCCUCCACCGGUCGCCAUUGGCUCUUGGGCCUGAUUGCGAUGCGGACGUUGUAGAUAUGACGAUGAAUUUCGGGCAUUUCGAGAGCUCUGCAUACCCGUCUGUAUAUAUUGCGACGAAAUCAAAAAGCUCCCCAUGGAUAUGUAAGAAAGCCAGACACGUGAAACCAGACGUUGACGUUCCAAGCAGUUAUUUAACUUUCAUAUUUUUGUUUUGCGCAGUGUAUCUUUAUAGGGUUAUCAUCGAUACAGUAAACGGCGUCAGCUCAACCAAAGCCACGCUCCUCUCUGCAAUCAGCCUAAAACGAGGGAGCAUCACAGCCGUAAAAUUCGUCGAAGACGGUACACUAAUGCUUCUCUUAUCUGACCUGGGAAACGUACACCUCCUCAGUUUCCCUUACAUUCCCAACACGGACACUCCAUUCCACCCCAACUACAUCCGACUAGGCGAUGACGGUUCUGAGACUUCUGCUACAUCAGAUUCCGUGACACCCCCAGUGCAGGUAACGCUCCUGCAUCUCGCGAACGGGGAGCAGGAUGCGGAGUUCGUGCGGCAUACAUUCCCACAGCAGGAGGGGAUGGAGCCAGUUGAACUGGAGGUCAAUGGACGGAAGGGGAGAAGGGUUGUGUGUGUUUUGUAUGCGGAUGGACUGCGGUAUUCUGUGUUUGAUAUGGAUAGCUCAGGGGUGGCAGAAGAGGAGGAGGAAGCUGGAGAUGGGAAUGGUGAGAUGGAAGUAGAGGAUAAGGUCAUGUCACAAUGA